AUGACUUUAGAGCAAAAAGUCAAUAUUACAACUGGCUUAGGCUGGAUGGUUGGACCAUGUAUUGGAAACAGUGGUCGUACAAGAGACCCUGAUUUCCCAGAGUUAUGCUUACAAGAUUCUCCUUUAGGAAUUAGAAUGACGGAUGGCGUUAGUUCCGGUGUUGCUGGUAUCAAUGCUGCUGCUAGUUUUGACAAAUUGGCUAUUCGUCAACGAGGAGAAUACAUGGGGGCUGAGUUUCGUGCAAAGGGGAUUCAUACUCAAUUAGGUCCCUCCAUGAAUAUGAUGAGAUCGCCUUAUGCUGGUAGAAAUUGGGAGGCAUUUGGUGAAGACCCUUAUUUGGUAGGCGUUGCCUCUGCAGAAACUAUUCAGGGUAUCCAAAGCAAAGGAGUGCAUUCAAUUCAUAUUGAUGAACGUACCCUUCAUGAAGUAUACUUGUGGCCAUUUGCAAGAUCAGUUGAAGUUGGUGUUGUCUCUGUUAUGUGUGCUUAUAAUAAAUUUGAAAACACAUAUGCAUGUGAAAAUAACUAUAUCCUUAACCAUUUGUUGAAAGGUGAAUUGGGUUUUAAAGGAUUUGUUCAAAGUGAUUGGAGUGCAACACAUUCAACCGAAGAUAGUGCUAACAACGGUCUAGAUAUGACUAUGCCUGGUGAUAUUUUCUUUAACUCAGGCGAUUCUUAUUUUGGAGCCAAUUUGACAAAAGCCGUUCAUACUGGUAAAGUUACGGAGGAUAGAGUAACUGAUAUGGCAAUGAGGAUUGUUGCCUCUUGGUAUAAAGGAUUCCCUGAAGUUAAUUUUGAUAGUUUUAGGCCCGAGAGAAGUCAACAUGUUGAUGUUCAAGAAAAUCAUAAACAUUUAAUUAGACAAAUGGGAGCCGCUUCUAUUGUUUUAUUAAAGAACGCUGAUAACAUUCUUCCACUAACAGAUGCAAAAAAGUUAGCCAUCAUUGGAUCAGACGCAGGACCUAAUCCUAUGGGGCUUAAUAGUUGUGCAGAUCAAGGAUGCAAUAUUGGAACUUUAGCACAAGGAUGGGGCUCUGGCACCGCACUUUUCCCUUACUUAAUUACUCCUUUAGAUGGUAUUCGUAAAAGAGCUGGUACUGAUAUGAUCAUUACUGCACAUUUAAGAGAUGAUGAUCUUGAAAACGCAGCUAGAUAUGCAUCAAAUGCUGAUGUCGCUCUUGUCUUUGUCAAUGCUGAUUCUGGCGAAGAAUUUAUUACAGUAGAAGGACAUAAAGGUGAUCGAAAUCACCUCCACCUCUGGCAUGAUGGUGACAAAUUAGUCAAUGCAGUUGCAGACGCUAAUAAAAACACCAUUGUUGUAAUUCAUUCAGUUGGACCUGUUCUUAUGCCUUGGAUAAAUCAUCCUAAUAUUAAAGCUAUUGUUUGGCCAGGACUACCUGGUCAAGAAACUGGUAAUUCUCUAGCUGAUGUUUUAUUUGGUGAUGUUAAUCCAUCUGGAAGAUUACCAUAUACUAUUGCUAAAAAUGAAGCGGAUUAUCCUACUAACAUUGCAUCUGAAAUGACUUGUAGAUAUUCGGAGGGUCUUUACAUUGGCUAUCGUUGGUUUGAUGAGCAUAAAAUUGAACCUCUUUUUGAAUUUGGAUAUGGGCUUUCAUAUACUAAAUUUAAAUAUUCUGAAGGAAGAGUUAAUAUUAUUAAUGGCAACUCACGAGAUUCUAAUGUGAAAGUAUCAGUCAGUAUUACAAUUACAAAUGUGGGACAUCUUGAUGGAGCUGAAAUACCUCAGCUUUACCUCUCCUUCCCUAAAAUAGCCAAUGAACCGCCUCAAGUACUUCGUGGCUUUGAAAAGGUUUUCAUCCAAAGAGAAUCAUCUCAGUCAAUCCACUUUGAGCUUACGAAGAUUGAACUUAGUUAUUAUGAUGCCAGCUCUCAUCAAUGGAUUGUACCAGAAGGUGAAUUUACGUUACAUAUUGGAUCUAGUAGUAGAGAUAUAAAAUAUACUGGUUCAUUUGAAUUGAAUUGA
Messenger RNA from Cokeromyces recurvatus, 1983 nucleotides. Its product is annotated as glycoside hydrolase superfamily. Lineage: Eukaryota; Fungi; Mucoromycota; Mucoromycetes; Mucorales; Mucoraceae. The transcript has 8 exons. Gene Ontology annotation, molecular function: beta-glucosidase activity. Gene Ontology annotation, biological process: glucan catabolic process. The record is from RefSeq and is a predicted model, not a curated record. The coding region runs from base 1 to 1983 and encodes 660 amino acids.